CAUAUGUAUACUAAGGAUACAGAACCCGGCAGAACAUAUAUCUCUGAGUCUCCUUUUCUCCUUUCGUUUCCCUUGUGCUAAGCCGCAUCAGCUAACGAGGAUUAGACUCGGACAUUGACUAACAGAUCGUCCUUUGCACGCACUAUUUGACUACUAUCAUCUUUGUUGUCUAAAUCGACGCUUUGUCCAGACUCUAAUAUGCUAUCUGGGGCAGUCACCACCACUCCUCGGCCACGACCGCCAGGUCGGGCACGGAGAAUUUCUACCCACGUCAAAUCUUCUCCGCCUCCUCCAUACGCUGCUACAUCGCUUCUUCAUGAUUCGCUGGAUAACUCGGAUUUGAAACGAGAGUCUUUCCAUGACGCAAUCUCUGCGUGGGAUGACAUCCCUAACCAUCCUGAAGUUUGGAAUGGGAGGUCCCGCGAGGAGCUUUCUGAGCUACUCCUGAAAGCUGAUGAACUCAUCAAAGACCGGGAAAAUGAACUCAGCGUUACCACAGCCGUCUGUAAAUCUUUGUACGAAAAUAAUCUUGAGCUUAAGAAUAAGCACAAGGCCCUCCUUGCCCGCUUGCCCCCUUCAAGAUCAGCAUCUAUCUCUCCAUCCGGGUCCUCUACAUCAUCUCCAACGACUCCUGGGACGCCCCUUUCACACUCCCCCCAUUAUUAUACCAAUAUCUCACACUCUUCCUCCCGUGCAAGCACCAGUGCACCUCGCUCUCGCCGUUCGCAGAGACAUGUCUCUGUCUCCCCUGCAGACCUUGCUCUACUUUCCGAUCAGAACGCUGAAUUACUUGCCAAGCUAGAGAAACUCGAAUCGGAUUCUGCUCAGACUGAUCAAGCGGGACGGCGAAAAUUGCGCAGUCUGGAGAAAGAGAUCCAAGGGCUCCGAGAGGAGCUCGAGAAAACUCGUGCAAGGAGCGACGAGCUCGAGGAAAAGGCAAAACUUGUUAGUCUCACCCUCGAGUCUGAGGAAGCGUCGAAGAGGCGACUUGAGAGAGAAGAGCGCGUCCGCGUCCUACGGGGUAAGAGCGAAAGUGAUACGAGUGAUGGAGAAGUACGAGACUUUGCGCCAGGGGGAACUCUUGCAUCCCAAGGAGUAUCGAGGAGAUCUACCGGACUAGGCAGGUCAGAGAAACGCACGUUUCCAUCGCAGUGUCUACGCCGGCAUGCUUCUGAAGCUGUCUUUCGUUCAGCUCCCGCUGAUGGCAAGCUUACUGAACGAUCCAGAAAAAUGUCUCUAUACGACGGUCUAUCUCGGUCACUCCCGCUGUUCCACUUUCCUCCUCCUGUUCAGGCGCCAGUCCCAGCAACACCGGAAUAUGCACUCGUGUCCCAACUCCUUCAGAAGAUCCGCGAACUUGAGCAGAUUAAUUCACAAAUAACGGUGCAGCAGGCGAAGACGACGGCAUCGCUGCAGUCGGUGCAAAGAGAUGCUGCGAGCAUCCGGCUCAUCUACGAGAGCCUCGGAGAUGGCGACGCCAUUGACUGGCUGGCUGAGGAUGAUAACAUCGAGAAUCCCGGUGUCCACGAGGAAAGUGAUCAUGACGAUGAAGACGAGACGAUUCGUUUUGCCAGUCUCCGUCGGUCUAUGCUCGUGGACUCCUCGGUCGAUUUCGAUAGCGGCAUCAAACCAGACAGACAGAGCAGUAUGCGACAUGCAAUACUUCCUGAUUUUUUCCCUCUACCUGCAAAUCAUCGUGGGCGUCGAUCCGUUGUCGGGUUAUUUGAUCCCCCGACUGUAUCUGAUGUCAGUAGUCCACCAUCCGUGCAUUCACUGAUUAUUCCCGGUCUACCGCCCGUUCCUUUUGUCCCUCAGCCCAGCACGGAAUCCGCGGCCCCCGCAGAAUUGGACUUGCCAUCACCUUUGGCUGCGGCAUUGCCUCUCACAGAAUUUUCAGGUCGCCAGACGUUGGACAAUGAGCUAGGGCUUGCAUGGAGAGACUGUCCUGGGAAUGACCAUUUCCGAACACCAAGUUUGAUUGGUCUUACGUCGCUUUCCCCUUCUUUAUCCGCUAGCGCCGACGAGGUCGGUGUUUCUGAUACAAAUCCGCCUUCCACGGAAGAUAUCCUGUCUUUUCCCCCAACUUCUGGUCACAACUCAAAUCCUUCCACCUCUUCCUCACUUUCCGCGUUAUCUACGUUUGCGGAGCAAGUCAGUCUACAACCCGGUACAUGGCAAGGCGUUCAUGACUCUGAGUCUGUGACGUACAGUCCGCCCAACGCGCACAUGGAGACGCUUGCAGACAAGAAGCGUCGCAAGUCGCACACCAUUCGAAUGCGCACGAACCACUGGAAUGAAAGUCGCUUCGAGGGAACACUUCUUUCUGCCCCGCGGAGGCAGAGUUCGACUGAUCUCGCCCAUCCCUCCACCCCAGUUCCCCAAAGACUUGUAAACGAGUUCGUGGAUAGUAUAAGCCGCCAUCGGUCUCCUACUGUUUCCCGCAGUCCAGCAAAUGACGGGCCGAAAACAGGAUCUACUUCGCCUAUCUCCCUCGAUAAAGAAAAGAUUCAAAAGCCUCAGCAGCGAGGGUUCGUAGGGUUCAUCUUGGAGCUGUGGCUGUGGCUUCAGUUUGCUGUCGUCAUUGUCGUCUUUCUUUGGGCGAUGGCGAAGCGCGGACCGAAAAGUGUGUUGGAGGAAGCUCAGAGACGGAAGAUCCAGUGACGGACUUGGUUAUCUUAAACGGACGAUCUGCGUGUGUUUCAUAAUGUACCGUAAGAUUAAUGUUGAAUAUGUACACACGCACCUAAUGGUAUGAAAUUCUACACCAGCAUCAGCUGGAUGUUUCAGUGUUGUGACAUUACGAUGGCGCGGUCACGUGCCACAUGAAAUUGUGA
This is a messenger RNA of Suillus paluster, 2834 nucleotides long. RefSeq lists its product as uncharacterized. The transcript is spliced from 2 exons. NCBI's taxonomy places the organism in Eukaryota, Fungi, Basidiomycota, Agaricomycetes, Boletales, Suillaceae. The record is from RefSeq and is a predicted model, not a curated record. Bases 199 to 2661 code for a protein of 820 amino acids.